Molecule: messenger RNA, 2230 nt
Organism: Selaginella moellendorffii
Lineage: Eukaryota; Viridiplantae; Streptophyta; Lycopodiopsida; Selaginellales; Selaginellaceae
Product: GPI transamidase component PIG-T
Exons: 4
Coding region: 18-1994 (658 amino acids)
Biological process (GO): attachment of GPI anchor to protein
Cellular component (GO): GPI-anchor transamidase complex
Source: RefSeq, a predicted model, not a curated record
UGGAAGAACCCUAAAGUAUGGAUCUUCCUUUUGCCCUUGCUUUUGUUCUUCUUCUGACCUCUUGCUAUGCGAUCGAUGAGGACUUUUCCGAGGAGCUGUUGCUGCGUCCGCUCCCCGACGGCAAUGUGCUCGCUCAUUUCCACUUCGCCAGCACAUUGCCGCCCGUCGAUCACUACGGCGUGCAUCACCGGCUCUUCCCCAAGGCCAUCUUCCAGCUCGUCCGGAAGUUUCGAAUCAAGGAAAUGGAGCUCUCCUUCACGCAAGGGCGAUGGAACUACCAGCGCUGGGGCGUGGGCGAUCCGAUCGCACAGCUCGCCGCCAAGCCAGUGGGAGUGGAGCUUACGGCAUCUCUCGACGUUCCAGAGGCAGAGGUGGAUUCGACGUGGGGAAACCUCACGCACGCUCUCUCGGGCCUCUUUUGCGCCUCGAUCAACUUCCUCGAGUCGCCAACUACGUUCUUGGAGCCGUGGUUCUCGUGGAGGCCCGAGGCAAACUGGACAGGAGGAGGAGGAGCUUUCGACGCUCCCGGCGUGAAGAGGGUGGUGAAAGGAAAGAAAUGGAGCAAGAGCUCGAGAACCAGGUAUGGAGCACUCCCGAGAGAAGCAGUCUGUACGGAGAACCUCACGCCAUGGCUCAAGCUUCUCCCGUGUAGAGACAAGGCUGGGCUCACGACGCUCCUGGACAGGCCGACGAUUUACAGUGGUAUGUACCAUUCCCAGAGGCUGAUUAUCACUUCCGGUGACUUCGAUCGAGACGAAGAAGGCACGACGUUGGAGCAAACCUUGACGGUUGUUUUGCGAAAGCCAGCAGUUUCAGAAGGUCUGUCUUCCAAGCUGCAAGACUGGACACUCUCCGGGUUGUUUGGCUCAAAGCUGGAAGGCAAGUGCCCGCUUGCAACUACAAGUAGUGUCUAUCUGGAGCUGGAGGAGAGCUUGGCGAAGCACUUGGCUGGAGAUCUCAGCAAAGAAACACGCAUCAACUUCGUGGACAAUCGUGUUUUCAGCCUCAGCUCUGCUCCAAGUCGGGUGCUCGCCUCCCUUUCAGGCUCUCUUUUACUCGAGUAUGAAGCUGGCACGCACAGCGAGCUUGAUCUUGGAGUCACUUGGAGAGCCCCGGUGGAUUGGUCUCCUGCUCGGGGUCGGUUCUACACAAGCCGGUACUUGGCUGGCAGCGGGAAUGCAAGGGGAUCCAUCGUCAUUUCUUUUCGGGCAAAUGAUGGUCCUUCUGGGGACUGUUACUCUCCAGGUAUCGAGGCAGUCGAGUACGUCGACAUUAUGAUCCUCCAGAUGAUACCGUGGUAUGUUCGUUUGUAUGGCCACACGCUACAGGUUUCGUUGGAUGGCCGAAACGUGGAGUUUUGGUCCGUGGUUAGACUGAUGAGAUUCACACCAGCAGAAGAUCGCAAAGCUCCUGCUGCUGUGGAGAUUGCUCUGCGAGUUUCUAUUGCAACCCAGGCCGUAACUCUGACGAUCCAAUAUGACAAGGGAUUUCUUCACAUCGACGAGCAUCCUCCAGAUGCAAACCGUGGAUUUGAUCUGCCUUCCGCAGUUAUCACUUUCCCAAGGUGCCGUGUGUUCAAACAAUUCCAAAGUGAUGAUGUCGGUCACUCGCACAUUUUGGCUGUUGUUCAGGUAGUCGAUUGUUUUGUUUUUCCAAGUCCGAGUUUUGUCUUUGCUCUCCUCUUACAGAGCCAGCGUCCAAUGCAAAUAUAUAGCGAAGUUUCAUUGAUGCAACUGGCCACACCGGAUUUCAGCAUGCCGUACAACGUGAUCACCCUGACGUGCACAGUUCUUGCGCUGUACUUUGGCUCGCUGUUAAACGCUCUGAGGCGAAGGAUAGGCGAGGAAGAACGAGAAAGCAAAGAAGGGAAGAAGGCGGGGCUUCUGAGCCAAAAGCUCAAGUGGCUGAGAAACGAGAAGCACAUGAGAGUGAUCAAGGUGAUACUGGUGGUGAUAAUUGGUGUGGCUGUAAAUCACUACUUGAGCUCGUCAUGAUGGCACUCUGGGCUCUCGGAGAAAUCAUUCUGUCCAGACUCCUCUGGAGGUAUUUCGAGAGAACAAAAAAAUGUGAAAACUGGCGCUUGCAUUUUCCAUACACCUGACAGAAAGAGAAAAGCGAGGAGCUUUGGGACAGCUUCUCUUGUAGCUUCCGGGCGAUAAAAACUGCUCUUUGCUAGAUCCAUGGAGGAAGAUGUACAAGUUAAAAACUCUUUUCUUGGGUUGGAUACUUA